Molecule: messenger RNA, 5241 nt
Organism: Ostrea edulis (European flat oyster)
Lineage: Eukaryota; Metazoa; Mollusca; Bivalvia; Ostreida; Ostreidae
Product: mitogen-activated protein kinase kinase kinase kinase 3-like
Exons: 33
Coding region: 107-2776 (889 amino acids)
Biological process (GO): protein phosphorylation
Molecular function (GO): ATP binding; MAP kinase kinase kinase kinase activity
Source: RefSeq, a predicted model, not a curated record
AGUGGUAACCAGUUUACGUAAACCGGAUGUAGUAUUAAAAGACAGUCAUGGAAGAGAAUUUUUAUGUCAAAUUACGAUUAGCUUCGUAGAAAAUAAUAAAUACCAGAUGGCGCACAAUCCGUCAUUAGAUUCGGGUAUUCUUAGAAGAAACCCACAAGAAGACUUUGAACUGAUUCAGCGAGUUGGGAGUGGCACGUAUGGUGAUGUUUACAAGGCAAGAAAUUUCAGCACUGGGGAGAUGGCUGCCAUCAAGGUCAUCAAACUGGAACCAGGGGAUGACUUUGCUAUCAUACAACAGGAAAUUGUCAUGAUGAAGGACUGCAAGCAUCCAAAUAUUGUGGCUUACUUUGGAAGCUACUUGAGAAGAGAUAAGCUUUGGAUUGCUAUGGAGUACUGUGGAGGGGGUUCCAUGCAGGAUAUUUACCACAUAACUGGGCCUUUGACAGAACCACAGAUUGGAUUCAUCUGUAGGGAAACAUUAAAAGGACUGAUGUAUCUACACAACCGCGGGAAAAUGCAUCGUGACAUUAAGGGUGCUAAUAUUUUGUUAACAGAUGAAGGGGAUAUAAAAUUAGCCGACUUUGGUGUUUCUGCACAAAUAACUCAAACCAUGUGUAAAAGGAAGUCAUUUAUUGGAACUCCAUACUGGAUGGCUCCGGAAGUGGCAGCAGUGGAGAGGAAAGGCGGCUAUAACCAGCAGUGUGAUAUCUGGGCCGUGGGGAUCACAGCAAUAGAGUUCGCAGAAUUACAACCCCCCAUGUUUGAUCUUCAUCCCAUGAGGGCUCUGUUUUUGAUGUCUAAAAGUGGAUUUAAACCACCCCAAUUAAAGGACAAAAAUAAGUGGUCCCAGACUUUUCAACAUUUUAUAAAAGUGGCACUUACUAAAAACCCCAAGAAGAGGCCCACUGCUGAGAAACUGUUAGAGCAUCCCUAUGUACAGAUUGAAUAUCUGUCCAGAAAUUCAACACGAGAACUUUUAGAGAAAGCACACAACCCGUCGGCUGGAGAUUUUGAUUUCACAGAAGAUGAAGAUGGGGUAUUGCAAAAUGCUCCUCGAAGAAUUUCCUCUCAAAACUCGGCUCAAAAUAAUGCAACACGCAAUAGCCUAGAACUGCAAGUGAAUAACGUUCCAAGAGAUCAUGAUGGAGAUUUUAAAACAGCCAGUUCCUAUCUGGAAGACCCAGUUUCUGAGAUAUCUUCGAGCAGGAAGUACAAACCGGGCACAAUUUAUAUGUGUCUGUUGGAUUCUGUGAAUGAGGAACUCAUUCAGAGGGGCCAUGAAAACCGAAUGUCAAUCCCAGCAGAGGAUAUUCCACUAUCAGAACAAUCAACCUUACAGAUCAAACCACCGCCAAGAUUGCCAAAGCCAUUACCAGAUUUACCAAAAGAGGACAGGCCUGAAGAUGGAGGUAGUCCAAGGUUUGAUGAUAAUGGUCCAGAUCUAGAUGCCAUUUUGGACCGAGAGCUAACGUUAGUACCGGUCUCCAGUCAGCGCCAGGAAGCAGACGACAAGCCUCCAGAACUCCCACCGAAAAUCAGCAGACGUCAAAAUGGUGUGCUAGACCUCGGUACUGGAAGUGGCAGUAAUGUAACGGAGGAACCUCCUCCAACGGUACCUCGGAGGAAAGACAAGUCCAGUAUGAGUCUUCUAAGUUAUGAUCUGAGUAAACCAGAGAGGCCUGCGAGCAAUGGUCUCCCACCCACACCUAAAGUACACAUGGGAGCUUGUUUCUCUAAAGUUUUCAAUGGAUGCCCAUUACAGAUCAACUGUACGGCCAGCUGGGUGCAUCCAGACACCAGAGAUCAGCAUAUUCUUAUUGGUGCCAAUGAGGGACUGUAUACUUUGAACCUUAAUGAAAUACACGAAUCCAGUCUGGAACUGCUUCAUGCACGGAGGUGUAUAUGGGUGUAUGUGAUAAAAGAUGUUCUCAUGACUCUAUCAGGAAAAACAACCUGUUUGUUCAGACAUGACCUGAAAAUGCUUCAUAGUAAGCAAGCCAACAGACUGUCUCUACCCAUGAACAAGAUCCCCGAGAAAUUAAUUCCAAGGAAAUUUAAUCACACUACAAAGGUUCCGGACACAAAGGGAUGCAGUCGCUGCUGUGUGGGGAGGAACCCGUACAAUGGCUACCGCUACCUGUGUGGUUCCUUACCCCACGGCAUUAUCCUUAUGCAGUGGUAUGACCCCCUCAACAAGUUCAUGCUUCUCAAGACAUUUGACUGGGACAAUAUGCCGGCCCAGCCAUCAGUGUUUGAAAUGUUUAUCUCCCCUGAACUGGAGUACCCCUUUGUCUGUAUGGGAGUCAGACAAAGCUCAACAGAGAUCAAUCAGUUAAAGUUUGACAUUAUCAACCUGAAUUCCAGCUCCCUGUGGUUUACUGAACAAAACGAUAAUGACAAUGAGCAGCUACUUCCUGUGGUGAAUGUUACCCAACUAGAGAAGGAAACCAUUCUAGUCUGUUAUGAUAGGUAUGUGAAGGUAGUGAAUAUUAAGGGGAAGUUGAAAUCAAGCAGGAAACAGUCUUCAGAGCUUCACUUUGAUUUCAAGGUGGAAUCUUUAGUGUGUUUACAAGAUAGUGUUUUGGCAUUUCAUAAGCAUGGAAUGCAAGGUCGAAGCUUUAAAGCCAAUGAAGUUACGCAAGAAAUAUGUGAUAGAACCAGAAAUUUCCGGUUACUGGGCUCAGACAGGGUUAUUUUACUCGAGAGUCGCCCAACAGACACCCCCAGUGCAGAAUCUAAUCUUUAUGUCUUAGCCGGCCAUGAAAACAACUUUUGAUUCAAAAGAAAUUUUGAUUCCAUGGUGAUACAUGCUGACUUAGAAGUGUCAUUUUCCGAGGGGAAAUUGCUACAUCUCCUUUGUUCCUUCAUUCAGAACAAAUUCAAACUCCAGAUGAAUCAGAUCAAUCAAUUCCUACAAAUGUUCCAAAAUUUGCUCACAUUACCAUCAGGGUUGAUUAUGUUGUUUUAACAUUUUUGAUGAACCAGUGCUGCACACCCAUGCUACAAUUCCACUGAAUUUCACAAGAGGGCUUUGAAGCAGUAUAUCCAUAGGUUUCUCCAAGCCUUGUUUUCUUCAUUACAAGCAACCCAAGAUAACCAGAAUUGUAAAUACAUGUAAUUUUUACAGAAACCAGAUUUAUUUACAUGAACCAACAGACAUCCUCAGUUUCAUAUCACAGUGGACUUAAUAUUUUCCACUUGUGUAUUUGUGAUUUUUUUCUUCUGUGUUUUACAAACAUUGAAUAUAAGUUCAACACAGGUUGAAGAAAUGUGCUGUAUUUAGUGCUUUUGGUAUCAUUUUACAUUUUAUUUUAUUUUUAAAUGUAAGUCUUAGAAUUGAAGUAUUCUAACUUCAACGCUGGUAAUGGAUAAUUUGUAUCUUAAAAUACAGCAUAAGGUAAACUUUCACCAUUUUGAAAACAGAAAGUCUGAUUGACAAAAUUUGAUGUAUUGAUUAGAAAUAACUGUACAAGCAGAGUUAAGAUGUAUGUCCUCGGACAUUGCCUGUUUUACUAGGUGGCUUUCGUUGUUUUGUGAUGUGAAUUCAGAAAUGUCAUAGCAUCUAUUGUUCAGCAUAUAUAUCUUGCUAAAACUUUACUGAUAUACAGUGAUAUGAAAUUUAAUAGACCAUUAUAAUAAAUUUUUAGAAAAAUACAAAGAUUCAACAGUAUUAAAAAAAAGUCUGUCUUUGUCAGACUUUGAAAUCCACAAUCUUCUGGCCUGGCUGAACACACAAAUGGUUACUGCAGUGUUUUUUUUCAUUUAACAGACAUGAAAUGUUUGCAAUUAACUCUGUAUGUACAUACAAGAAAUAUAUCAUAAUUAAGAAUUGUUUUGUGCAAUAUGUUUUGUAAAUGAGCAAAAGCCAUGUAUGAUAUAUUACUUUAGCUCUCUCUUUUAAAAUGUUUUAUGUUUUUAAAAUAGUAAGAAGUAUGGUGCCAAAUAUUUGAUGCAGCUUUUUGGCAUACUCAAUUUGUAAAAUAAUUGAUGGUAUUUGUUGGGCAUUAGCCAAAAAACAUAAUGAAAAUGUGAAAGUGUAGCAACAAGUUUUUGAAUUUGUUGAAUUUUGAUUUAUUUUCUCCCUUAAAUGUACAAGUAAUAUUGAUUAUAUUAUUUCAUACAACUGUUUUACAGAAGAUGAUCAUCUCAGAUAUAUUUAGGAAAAUUAUUUAACAGUGAAACAAUUUUUUAAUCUGUUAUACAUGGAAAUGAAAUCUGUAGCUCCAUGCAAUCAGAAAUUGUGAUACCUGUCUAUUAAUUACCCGAGGUUAAACAUUAGUAUUGACAUUCACCCAUCUAAGUAUUUUAAGUUAACCUUUGAUGAAUUGAAUAUCAUACCAUGACCAUUCAGUAUAUAUUAGUUACUAAUCUACAAGGCCAGUGAAGUUGUACAUUCCUGGGGGAUGGGCUGAUCAGACUUGAUGUCAAUAACACUUGAUAUCGAUUGAUAGGAGGUUAAUAUGCCACUGCACAUCUUAGGUUUUUUUUUAAAUAAUACACAGUACACCAUGCCACCCAGAAAUUUCUAAUGUAGAUAGAGAAGAAAAAUAUCAAUAAAAUUAUUGUGAAAUAUCAUGCAUACUCAAUAAAAUGGGUUUGUUUAAACACAAGGUUUUAUUGGGGGGGGGGGGGGGGGGGGUUGUUGUCAAAAAAUUAAGAAUUAUUUUUAAGAGUGUUGCUAAACUACUAUUCAAUAUAGAUUGUUGGAAGGGAAAAUAUUGCUUUGUUGCAUAAUUUGUUCAAUUUUGCAGGGUAAAAUUGUAGCAGUGUUGUAAUAUUUUUGAAAUGUUUUAAUUAAUGUUAAAGAAUUUUUUCAUAAUUUUAUUAAGGUAAAAGAGAUGAUUACGUCUUUCAAGAACAGUUUCGACAUUUUAAAAGAUAUAAAGGAAAACACAUAAUUUCAUUUUUCAGUUUCUUGGAAGUUCUGUCAGCAUAUUUUGUUAAAUCCCUGCCCCUCUCACGUUACGUUGGUGCUUAUUUUGAGCUUACUGAUUGUUUUUGUUUGUUUUCCACAUGCAGUAGAAUGACAUUUUGAUAACAGGUCACAAAUUUCAAACUAGCUGGCAGAGAUGCUUCAGUGCAGUGUUCAUACUGAUCGUCUUGUAACCGUUCUCAACAUGUUGUUUUGAUGGACAGUGCCAUUGGGAUAGAGAGUCCCUCUUGUUAAUGCGGGCUGGUCAUACAAACAAUGUUGUGCAUAUAGAAAGAAAGGCGCAUUGAAAUAAAUCAAUACCAUUUUUA